AUGUCUGCUUACUCCAUCCGGUUUGCGCCCCUGUCGGCGGCAGAGUCCAGGGUGGCGGGGAUCAGCCUGCAGGAGGCUAAGCAGAUCCUCAACGUGUCCAGCCUCGCACCCGAGGAAAUCCAGAAGAACUAUGAGCACUUGUUCAAGGUGAACGACAAGUCGUUGGGCGGAUCAUUUUAUGUGCAGUCCAAGGUGUUGAGAGCCAAGGAGCGGCUGGAUGAGGAGCUGCGGAUCCAGGCCCAGAGCCAAAAAGAGGAAGAGCAGAAGCCAGAGAUAUAA
Molecule: messenger RNA, 279 nt
Organism: Alligator sinensis (Chinese alligator)
Lineage: Eukaryota; Metazoa; Chordata; Crocodylia; Alligatoridae
Gene: PAM16
Product: presequence translocase associated motor 16
Exons: 4
Coding region: 1-279 (92 amino acids)
Biological process (GO): protein import into mitochondrial matrix
Cellular component (GO): TIM23 mitochondrial import inner membrane translocase complex
Source: RefSeq, a predicted model, not a curated record